AUGCUGCUUCUUCUGCUCCUGGUGGCGCAGCAGUCGAGGACGGCGCACGCUGCGCUGUCCGCCUGCACAGCAGUGCCGCCCGUAUGCUUGUGGCCCCUGCCCGCGAGCCCGCGGCCGGCCCCUUCGCCUGUGGUGAGCCCGCUGCCGGUUGUGCCCGCGGCGCCGGUCGCAGCAGCGCCGCCCCUAACCGCAGGGGCAGCUGCGACCCCUGUCCUGCCGGCCCCCGCCGCGGCUGCAUACCCCGCCGCGCCGACCCCCGCGGCGCCGGUCGGCCUCGCGGCACCGACGCCCGUCGCCGCUGCGGCUUCGGGCGCGCCGCUCGACGCCGCGGCGCGGGCCGCGCUGACCGCUCAGCUGCUGCAGCAGAUGUAUGGCGGCGCCAAGGAGCGCGGUUUCCUUUCGGAUCCAAGAGCGCUUACAGUCCCCCAGCGCGUGUCAGCCGCAGACGUGGGAUCCUCCACGCCGCCGCUGCCUUCUGCCGAGAAGCAGGCGCUGCUAUACGGGCAUCUGCAGGCAGUCGUGUCUGCCCAGGAGGCCGACGUGGCCGCGAGCGGCACCCCAGCACACCGGCGGCGGCUGCACGCCCAGGCCCAGGUGCCCUCGGCAGUGCCCGCGCCGCCGCCGGCCCAGGCGGCCGCGGGGGACGUGCUGCAGCGGCUCCAGGCGCCCGCUGUGACGCCCACGCUGCCGCCGGCGGCCCAGCAGCAGAUCUACACAAACCUGCUGCUGUCUGCAAUGCAGGGCACGCCCCCAUCGGGCGCCUCCCCUUCCCCCUCCAUCAAGCCGCCGCCAGGGGCGGCCCCGAGCCCCAGCCCAGCCGCGGCGCCGCAAGCCUCGCCUUCUCCAAAGCUGCCGGCGCCGCCAGCCGGACCCUCGCCUUCGCCUGCGCCGGCAGUCAACAGGCGCAGCGCGGUGGUCAACGUGGUCAACUCCCAGCACGGCGUGGUCAACGCGGUCAACGACGUCAACGUGCCAAACGGCAGCGGGCAGCCGCAGGGGCAGCUGUUGCAGGACCUGACGUUCCUUUCAAACGACCGGCUGUCUGUCGGGAUCGACGUGCGGCGGGGUGGCGUGGUCGGGCAGGUCUCGAGCAGCGACAUGCCGGCGCCGUUUGCGGGGAAGAACCUGAUAAAUGUCUGGGACUGCGGGCGGCUGCUGCAGCAGUCGUUCUAUGGCUGCGAGGACGGCUCGUGCUGGGCGGCCAGGGCGUGGCGCUGGAACCCAGAUUACUCACUGCUGCCUGAUGCGCUCGCGGCCACGUAUGCCAUGACCUACAAUGGUCCCAACCCGCAGCCGCUGCGCACCCAGGAGACCCCCGCCUUCUUUGCGGACCGCCGCCUGAGCGUGCUGGUCUUCUAUGAGGGCCCAAAGCCCUGGACUGGUGACAACCUGAGAUUCACUAUGCCAGGGGGCAACAACGGAUACUACACGCCAACAGAGAGCAACGCGCUCAUGCAGCUUAAGAUCCGGCUGGCCGGCAGGUACCGUGUCGGCCCCGACAACAGCACCCGCGUCAGCGACACCUCGUACUUUGCCCUGACCACGCGCUUCGCCAUCCAGCCAAAUGCGACCUACAAGUACACUGCAUACGUUGCCCUUGGCCGCAUCGCCGACAUCCGCCGCACCUUCCAGCGCAUCGCCGCAGACCUCGGGCUUGCGCCUGCGCCCGCGCUCGCGCCGGCCGCGCUGGGCGGCGUCAGCCUGGAGAGCGCGUAUGAGGGCGGCGACGUGGCAGGAGGUACAAGCAUGCCGGGAUACUCAUACAUGCAGCUGGGCGACGGCAACACGACCACAGCGGUGUUCAGACCGUCGUCGCUGCGACCAUCCAAUGUAGAAUGGUUUGGGGGUGCGUACGGCGUUUUCGACAAGCCGAAGCUGCCCCUGCCGCCGCCAAAGGCCUCGCCGGUCCCGUCGCCGGCCGCCAAGGCCACCCCGGCUUCGCCGGCUGCUGCCAAGGCGUCGCCGGCAGCGCAGCUGGCACCUGUCAAGGCGGCGCAGGCGCCGUCAGCUAUGGCGUCAACACCCGCUGCGGCCUCACCCGCUGCUGCCAAGCCGGUGCAACCCUCGCCGGUGCCUGCCGCCAAGGCCGCUGCGCCGAUCGCGGUCGCCAGCAAGGCGGGCAGCCCGUCCCCAGCGGUGGUGCUCCCAUCGUUGUCGGCCGCCCCAACGGCGUCGCCACGGCCGCAGCCGCAGCCGCCAGCGGCACCCGCAGCCCCGCAGCCGCCGGCCUCCAAGGCCCAGGCCGUCUUGGCCCUGGUGCAGGCGAUUCUGGAUGCGGCCAACACGAUCAAGGCAGCCCGGGCGGCUCAGCAGGCAGCGCAGGCCGCGGCUGUGCAGGCCCCCUGCGGUGCACAACAGCACCACAGCUGCGGUGCACAACAGCACCAGAGCGCAUACUCCGGCGCACAACAGCACCAGAGCAGCGGCGCAUAA
Monoraphidium neglectum is the source of this 2433-nucleotide messenger RNA. RefSeq lists its product as hypothetical. Lineage: Eukaryota; Viridiplantae; Chlorophyta; Chlorophyceae; Sphaeropleales; Selenastraceae. The transcript is spliced from 7 exons. The record is from RefSeq and is a predicted model, not a curated record. The coding region runs from base 1 to 2433 and encodes 810 amino acids.